Molecule: messenger RNA, 192 nt
Organism: Debaryomyces tyrocola
Lineage: Eukaryota; Fungi; Ascomycota; Pichiomycetes; Serinales; Debaryomycetaceae
Source: the annotation of a GenBank genome assembly
AUGGUAAGCAUUCAACCUAUUACGCUUGCCAAUUUCCUUGGUAGGAGGCUUUCACUCAAUACAAGAGAUGCAGGCUAUUCCAAGGAAAUUACGGCGUACAAUACGCUGGCGAAGAAAUUAUGGAGAAACUUGGUUACCAAGAAUAACCCGCCUGGAACGGCAAAGUGGUGCAGGGUUGCAAUGGGUGAUUAA